CUCGUAAAUGUUAUUCAAAAUGCAGUCCACAUUCUUAUCCUCAUCUCGUUUUGUUACGGGCGCCAUCAUUGCACUGGUUUGGCGUGCCUAAAUCUUAAAUGAAUAUGGACACGUAAGGCCGUAGUCCAAAAUAUGUGAAUGCUUUGUUUAGAGUAUAGUUUCCAAGAAAUGUCGUAUGACAUCACCAAAAUAUGUGUUCUUUCCUGUGACGUUUCGGGUUACUACACAAAGCUUUCGUCGGGAACCAAUGUGUUUCGAUGGUACACGAAUCAUGAUUUUUGGUAGAAAAAAGUGGAUAAUUCUCAUAAUGAAAUAUCUCGGGAAUGUACAAGAUUUUAACACAGACUGAUGUCACAUCAGUAUGUCAGCAGACGAUGUCAGUGCAACAGGAGCAUCAAGGUCAGCUGACUUACUACAGGACAUCCAGCAACGCUACCCAACAGUCUAUCGGCGGCGUCAGCAGAGAUACGCCAGGCAGCAGGCACUGAACAUAUCAAAAACUGUGUCAGACCAUGAGUUGCAUGUCCACUUCAAGGAUGAGAAGGAGGAUCCUCGUGUGGAUGUGGCAUCAAAUCCUCAGACCCCCAGAACACCAGCAGACUGCUCACGGUUGAAUAACUUGGAUGAUUCAGACGUUGUCUUGGAUGCUUCAAACCAAAGAGAUAUUCCCUAUUCUGGUAACACAAUUAAGAAAACAAAUUUACACCCAAAUCAAACUGAAAGUGUUUUUACUGGUAAUGCCAAGAAAAUCUUAGACCCACUUUGUUCGAAUUCAAGAGAUCCUCAUUAUAGAACUAAACCUAUUAUCGGAGGUGAAUGUUUGUCUUCAGCAAAUGAAUAUCCAGACUUGCAGAAGGCCAAUGGUCUUAAGUACCAUCAUCUUCCAAAGUCUGCUGCACCAAGGCAUUCGAUUCAGGAUCGCUUGCAGAAGAAUGCUGAAAUGUUAAACAGUUUGCUGUAUAGAAAACCACCAUUUUUUUCACAAAGAAAACAUCAACAAUCACCUUCAGCAGUGGAUUCUCCAGAAAAUGGAUUAGGUGAGAAAAUGUCUGCUUAUCCUUGUGGUGAAAACAGUCUGGUCUGUAAUGGUAAACAUAGUACAGCUCCACCUAGUGGAUCAUCAUCCAACACUAGGAUUAGUUCCAAGAUGUCUUCCUUGGAACAGGAUUACAGUUCAGAUCCUAAAGAUGAUGAAAAUGAGGAUCAGGUUCAUAAAUCAAAGGUUAAUAAAUCGUUUACAGAAAUGUGUCAGAGUUUGUGUGAGCAACAGAAAUGUAAAAGUAAUAUUUGUUCUCCCGAACUCUGUGUUUCAUGCAUGUCUGCUGGUUAUGACAGUGGCGUAUCUAAAUGCACGUGCAGUAAUUUGUCGGCACAUCUCGACUCGCCGUGUGACAGUGCCAUUGAUGUGGAAUCGACCUCCAUUCAGUCGACCGUCUCGCUAGAAAAAUUAUCUGUUCAGAUUCCAAAGACUGAUCUGGAAGGUUCUGAUGGUCCUCUUCCGAGGUUUGAUGGAAUCUCUCAUUUGCCAAAGAUGCCAGAUAAUCAGGUUAAAAUUUCAACAUGGCAAGUUGAACCAGUGGAUUUCCAAUGGAUUCAGCACAAUGACUGUAAUGGCGAUGGAUCACGUGGAAGAUGUUUUUCCGAGAUGAAUGGCCGACAGGUACACACGCAAAGAUUAGGAGAGAUUUCUGCCAGUGAUGACACGACUUCCAGAUACCACGCAGAUAGAGAGUUCACUGAUCUCUCCAGCAGCAGUCUGUCGUCUUUCCAAGGCAGCACGGUCCGAGAUGAUUUGUCCAUUCGCAGUGUGUCGUCCAUGUUUACAGACUCAGACAUCUGCUCCAACACACCUAGAAGCAUUUACACACCUCGGUCGAACAUCUCAACAUCAGGAGGUACCCCUAGAAGAAUUGCAAUGAAAUGGAGGGUUCAGAGUGCAGCGUCAAAACAUGUAUCUGUGGAAGACAGUGGACAUUCUUCUGAAAAGGAACUCGAAGAGAUAUUUUUCUUGCCUGGACAUAGACAAGCCACAGGAUAUGCUUUUAGCACCCCGAGAUCGUAUCACCUCAGUGAUGACUGUGAUGAUACGGACGACACUGAUCCAAGAUGUGGCAUCACCCCGGGACCACUUCAAAGAGGACAUGCCACGGCAGAAAACACUAGGCAGAAAAAGAAACACUAUAUUGUGAAGCGACCUCAAAGCACUCCACUGUUCGGUAGUGCCGAGUCCACAUCUUUCGAUAAUAGAAUUUUAGACGAGAAUCAAAAUAAUAGGUCUGUUUUCAUAGCUCACUCCACAGAAAGUGUUCCUGGUGCGUUGGAGUGUUUAUCAGAAUCCAAAUGUGAUAAUUCCAGAAAUUAUAAUACAAAAUGUCAGACUGCCAUGGUUCCGAAGAAAGGCAAUACCAAUGCUCAUGGUGAAAGAUUGACCAAUCAGAUUUCAUUUGGAUCUAGUCAGACGGAUAAAGGAGCCAGUCAGAAAUCUUCCGGUAAGGAAUUGUUAGGUUCUCUUUCUAAUGAGAUUGAUAAAAGUCCGAGUACGGUCAACACUGUCUCAAAAUGUUGGUAUUCCAGUGAUGAUAGAGAUAUUGAAUUUUUCAUGCAAGCUGAAUUCUUCGAUGCUUCCAUGAAACCUAAGAAAAGCAGGCUGAAAAGGUUCUUGAAGAAAAAGAAAGGAAAAUAUAACCCAAUGUUACAGGAGCCUCCAAUGAAGGGGGAUCUGAUGCAGAGACCGGUUUCAAUGCCAAAUCUGCUUUUCGAUGAUACAUUUGUCCGUUCAGAAUCAAAGAGUCUUAACAAGUCAUUUGAUGAACUUAGAUCAGUCAGUACUGUUCCCAAUGGCAAUGGAAGCAUUCUUUCAGAGGGUGAUGGAAGCGUGCUUCCAAAUGGAAACAUAAGUGUACUUCCACAGGGCAAUGAAAGUAUUCUUCCAAAUGGUAAUGGAUGUGUUCUUUCAUCAAAUAAUGAUAGAUUAUAUUUACAGGACACACUACCUCGGCAAAAAACACAUACAUACAUUAAUGUUAUACCAAAGUCUAAGGCUUUUGGUAAUGCAUGCAAACCUACAUUUAAUACUUCAUUAUGUAAUUCCGACCAACGCAUGCUGCAUGGUAAGCCUAUGUCAGUUUCCUCACAGUUAGAUAUUGAAAGGAAAGUCCCUUCAUUGGUUCAUCAGGGUGUUGGUUCAGAACCAGAAUCUUGUAGUAAUGUCGUUUUAACGUCUUCAAAACUUGCAGAUCCCACAGUGUGUGUACGUUCUGCAGCUGGAGAUCUUCCAUAUUCUGUGAAUGACCCAUCUGAAAGUGAUGGUUCUUCGUCGGGUUGGUCUGGACGACCUCAUUUAAAAUGUGCUGGUGGUCAUAGUGAAUCUGGUGGAAGAUCUAAAGUGACUGAAGCUGUCAGGUCUGGUCAGAGGACACUACCAGUUGAUGCCUGUCCACUGAAGAACCACAGGAUGGAAAUGCCGUCAGCUUAUGAUGAAGAUCAUCAUCAUCAUGUUGAUCAUGUUCUUGAAGGUGGAUCAGUAGCACUACAGUUGUCAUCAUCUUUACUACACAGAACUGGUAGACAGUACAUUAAUGGUCAUGAUGAUGAUGAUGGUGAUGGUUAUGAUGAUGCUAUGUAUGUUAAUACUACACAUGGCUGGAGUAAUGCUUCCAACUGUGGGUCUGAAACUAACCAAAGCAGCUUAUACACAGAGUUGGGUAAUACUAGUCAAGAAAUGUCUGAGCUGGAUACAUCAGGUCUGUCAUCAAAAACGUUUGUCAUCAGUCAUGAGCAAAGUAGUCCAACAGUUAAUAUGAAGCCAAAUGUAGUUGGUAGAGAUCCUUUACCAUUAGAUAAUGUCGAUGAUGAUGUAUUUUAUGCAAAUUGUUUUAUGAAUGACGGAUUAACAUUCACAAAAGGAAGUGAUUUUUCAGAAGUUGCUGAUUGUUAUCCUGCGACAACAAAGCAGGAUGUGUCAAGACUUGUGGAGCAUGGUGAAGACAAUGAGCAGGUGAUCAAAGAAGGAAAUCGCACACACCAUUUGAAAGCAGAUCCUUUUCAUGCUGAUGUUGGAGAAAAUGAUUUCUCUUCUGCCAGAAAAAGGAUUCAGAGCUUCAGCUAUCCAUGCAUUUCCUCAAAUCUGGGAUUUUCUAGGAACAGUGCCAAAGGGAGUCAGUGUCAUCCUGCACAAAAGAGAACUCAGAGUCUGAGCUGUCCGUCCACUCCAUCGCACUAUCAAGACUUGGAGAGAUCCAAUUGUGCUGGACAAAUAUCCCAACUUCUCUUUGAUUUGAAAAAUGAACUAAUCGGUCAUGAUACAGAUGCAGUAAGUGUACAGAGUGAAUACAGCACUACUGAUGAUGAUAACAGAGGCCGAGAAUCUACUGGGCUAGAAGAUGAUUAUGUGAACAUUAGAAGGGCCAGCGACUCUGAGGGUGAAAGAGAUCCUACAGCAUGUGACCAGGUCGAAAGAAAGUCAGAAGAUUCGGACACCGCUUGUUCUGCAGCUGUAGAAAACUCUAAUUGUUCCAUCUAUAUUGAUGUAGAUUCGAGGACAAUAGAACAGACUGUCACUUUGAAAGAACCUCAUUCUGCCGCACAUUCUGUUACGGCAGUCAAAAAACCUGUGAAAAAGAUCAGAACUAUAUUUAAAACGUCACAGAGUUCUGUUGAUUCCGAAGAAAGCAUGAAAACCAUGGAAGAUCCGUAUUCAGAGGUGGAGAAUUCCAAUGCACCUGUGACUGGAGGAGGUGUACAGAAUGGUACUCCACCCCGUGUUUCUCUGUAUGCAACUUGUGAAGACGUAAUUCCUGAUCACCUGUCUGGUAACAACAACCAUACAGAGGACUGGAACCGUACUAGGGGUGUUCAGUCUUAUAAUGGUUCACAGACAAGUGAUAUAUAUGAGAAUAUCAGUGACUACUGUGAUGGAGACACUACGAUGGUAAAACCUGGUGUAAUCCCCAAAACAGUGCAAGACGAUUCCGUGGCUCCUCCGGUGGCCAGCAGGAGGUCAGUAGUCUAUAACUGUGGUGAAAACAUGACAGAUCCAGCUUAUCAAAAAGCUGAAGUUGAAGAUGAUUAUGCAGUAGUGACUAAACCAAGGAGUGGGAGUGCUUUACGCGUUGUCGAUAAACCGGUUGUGGACAAGGGAGAUCACUGUGGUGUGGAAGGUGCGUGUGGUGGUGAACAGGAUGAAGACUUCUGUCCACCAGUACCAGAUAGAUGCUACAAAAAGAACAGUUCCAUCCCACUGAAAGCAUCGACGGAGUUCGGUGGUUCGGGGUCCUCCCUUUUUGAUAAAGUGGGCUGCACGUUUAAGUCCAUGAAGAAAGCCAUUAGUAUGGACAGAGGAAUGGAUCACAUAGGCAAAGAAGAAAAGAAACGAAACAAAGAGAACAAAAAAGAAAGGACAGACAAAUUGCUGAUGUCGAAAGGACCAUCACUCAAGUCAUUUACAUCUUUCUUCAGCCGAAAAAAACCGCCCAGGAUCUCAUCAACUGGUGAUGCCUGUGUGGACACAGCGGUGCAGGACCCACCAAGCAAAGAUGGAAAGCUUAAAAAGUGUCAUAAAUACUUGAAGAGAAAGUCGAAACCCAUGCCCUCUAAAGAAACAGUGGAAAGUCCAAAAGAAUUCCGCCAGCUUGGAAAACUGAUAGGAAUUAAUCCGGAUGGAUCACAGUUGGUGGAAUUGAAAAAGCCUCCAAAUGGCCCAAUUGGUUUCUACAUUGCCAGAGGAACAGCUAACUACGAUUAUGGACUUUUAGUUUCACGUUUUACCACUGAGAAUCCAGAAAAACUGUUUGCCGGGAUACUUGGCGUCGGUGAUGAGAUUCUCGAGGUCAAUGAAAAGCCCGUCAAAGAUCUGACUCUGGAACAAGUCUACGAACUGAUGGCGGCCAGUGAUAAACUCAUUCUUAAAGUUUUCCCACUCUUUGCCAGAAAAGAUGUAUAAAACCAGGCUACAGAUUUUCAAAGCCAUCUUAGCGCUACAAUAUCAUAAAACCGUCAUAAGCUAUGACGUCACAACGUCGCAUGCCAUAGUCUACGAAGGUUUUAUGAUAUCAUAGGGCUUCGAAAAUCAGGGCUCAGGCUGAUUGGAUUUUGUUCCAUUUUUGAAAUAUUAAUACCAAAGCUUUAAAAAAACACCUCAAAAACAGCAUAUUAUAUCUGUGUUGUUAAAGUAUUAAGUUAAAUAGAUAAUAUAGCUUAUUUUAUAAAAAAAUAUAUAUAUAUAAUCUGACUUGCAGUUUAUAAAUUAAAAAAAUCAUUGCAUUAUAAUAAAUGCUGGAUGAUAGAAUGUUAAGAGAUAAGGGAUGUUUAUUGAUUGGAAUGAAGAAGUAGAUCUCCGAUGUGAGAAAGGCCGUAGAAUAUAAGAGCGGGUGUAGGGGAGGUAAUACCCCCUAUAGAAAUGAUUUUAGUACCUGUAUUGGUAAUACAAGUACCUACACCGAACAGCUUCCAAAAAUUAAACAAUGACAAUGCAUAACUAACAUCCACCUUUGAAGAAAUAAAUAUCUUAUUUACAUUUCAUCAGCCGUUCAGAUGUCAUGGCAUUUAGCAAAAAUUCCAUGAAAUUAUUUUGUACAAUGGGUGGAGUUGCAUGAAAAAGUGUUAAUUUCUUUGCUGGAAAUCAAAUAAACCUUGUAGCAGCAAGCAGAGUUAUGUGCUAAUUGAGAUGGCUAGUAUGGUCUAGACAUCUAUAAGACUGUGAAGUCAUUUAAAUUAGUUGGUCAGUACAUUACAUAUAUUUAUAAGACACAAAUAAGCCCUUUUUUAGCAUGCUGAGUUAUACACAAACUGAAAUGCCAGCGUGGUCCAUAAAACUUUGAAGUGAUUUAAAUGAAUUGGUCAGUACAUUACAUAUAUAAGCCCUUUUUUUUAGCACAAUAAGUUAUACACAAAUUGAAAUGCCAGUGUUGUCCAUAAGACUAUGAAGUGAUUUAAAUGAAUUGGUCAAUACAUUAAUAUACAUUUACAUGACUGAAGUCAUUCAAGAACAAAUUAAUAUGCGCAACAACUUAAAAUCAUGUAUGCAACAUAGAAAUGGUCUGUGUAUUGCUAUCUGUUGCAAGGUUUUUAAUUCAGUUAAGAAGGUGAUGAAGUGGUCGGUGUGUACCAAACAUCGUUUAUAAUCUUUUGAAGCCUAGUUUCAAUAUACAUUAUAAUACCAUAUUGGUUUGCUAAACAUUCCAGAGUAAUGUAUGAGAGGUGAAAUGUAAUACAUGUAUAUUACACUGUACUCUUGUAACCAUUAUGUUCAUUAUCACUCGGGAUAUGUCCGUUUACAUGCUGUUUGAAAAGAUAUGCAUAAUAUAUGUAGAUAAAAAUAAUAUUUGUAUGAUGUGAAGAAAAAAGCUCAGGCCAUUGAAAAGCUGUAUAAUGUUUAGAGCUUAAUAAUGUUUUUUGACAUCCCAUAGUUCAUUUGAGAUUACUUAUUUGCAUUUACCCAUGUUAUCAAAUCUAUAUUCUAUUAUUUAUUUAAGUAUUUAUUUAUAUAUCAAUAUAUGUAUAUAUAUAUAUUUAUAUUUACAUCAAAUCGGGCUGAUUUUUUAAAUCAAAAUUGGUGAGAAAAAAUAUUAUUGUCUUUAACAUUGUGUCUCAACAUUCCAGACAAGUUGUCUUACUGUUAUCUCCCUUGCUUUGAGUUAGCUUUACUACUAGUAUGUAAGAUAUACUAAUAACAGUCAUUGUUUUGUCGUAGACUUUUGUGUGGUUAACAUUUCAAGUGGUGUUUGUUGACUUGUAGUUGAAUGCAAUCAAGAUAUUCGGGUUUUAUACCUUACCGGGUGUAUAGAUCUGUGUAUGGCUCCUUACACCAAACCAAAUCCCACUUAGGAUAAUGUUAAACUUUAACAUUUUAUAAUAGGAAAGGAAAGAAAUGUUUGUUUAAUGAUAUACAGUGUUUUAAGCUAUUGCUAUUUGGGGAUAAGUAAGUUAUUUUGGCAUUUGAUCAAGACAGCAAGGGUUAAGAGCGGCUGCCAACACAUAGGUUACGUCCCUUUGUUUAUUGAAGCUGUAGAUCGGGUUUUGGUGCCACCGGCCUCAGUGGUGUCGUGGUUAAGCCAUCGGACAUAAGGCUGGUAGGUACAGGGUUCACAGCCCGGAACUGGCUCCCACCCAGAGUGAGUUUUAACGACUCAGUGGGUAGGUGUAAGACCAC
Messenger RNA from Gigantopelta aegis, 8149 nucleotides. RefSeq lists its product as uncharacterized. Bases 362 to 5941 code for a protein of 1859 amino acids. Gene Ontology annotation, cellular component: cell cortex; apical plasma membrane; nucleus. The transcript has 10 exons. Gene Ontology annotation, molecular function: protein kinase C binding. NCBI's taxonomy places the organism in Eukaryota, Metazoa, Mollusca, Gastropoda, Neomphalida, Peltospiridae. The record is from RefSeq and is a predicted model, not a curated record. Gene Ontology annotation, biological process: establishment or maintenance of cell polarity; regulation of cellular localization; centrosome cycle.